UGUCACCAACAUCGGGGUUGAUCAUAUCGCCGAUUGCGCAUCUGGUACAAGAGAAUAUAUCCAUUUCGCAAUACCGGUCUUUCCUGUUUCCCGCUGCUACCUAUUCUUUGUAAUUGGCCUUUUUCACAAGUUCGUCAGUCAAUUCAACAUCGAUGAAUUCCUGGCACAGCCGCCCACCGUUGAGCGACCAUGCAUACCAACCCGAGGUAGCAGGUCCGACGCAAUCGUCAUCGAGUAUGCCUGACAUAGGCGAAGACUCGGAGUGGGAUACGGCCCUAGUCGUGACGGAUGAGUGGAUGAAAGUCGCGUCGGAGAGACGACACAGCGGAUGGGAAUCCGUGGAACGAAAAUGGGUUGAGAACCAGGCCCUCCAGCAAAGAGGUCCAAAGCCACCAAGUGAAAUCACGAAGGAAGCAAGUGAAGCGAUGGCGCGAUUCCCUUAUCCUCAUAUGUCCAUCCCAACCCCGCAACUGGACUUCGAUUUCCGGAUGAGGGUCAUUUUAAAUCCCCAAUCAGCUUCUGUCGCCGUGAGCGACGGCUUCAAGAAGUGGUCAACAUUUUCCGACGGUACCUUUGCGGGUCGAUUUGGAUACGGAUCCGUUAUCAAUGGCGGACAAGAAAGCCAAGACGUUGCUUACGGGAAUUCGGCAGCAACUCAAGUGGAGGCUACUCAUCGACUACAGACUGCGGAUGAAGUACCAGCAUAUAUUGAAUGUAAAACGCGGGGAAAUAUGACCGGGUCCCCCGAGUUGGUGAAGGCGCUCCAAGAUGCCGAGACGUCGCGAGAGGCGAACCCAAGAUUGUGUCCAUUUAGGGUGUUUAUCACGAUGAAGACAUCGGACGAGAGGUAUGCUGCGAAAUUGAAUACCGGCUUGUGGAUCGGAAGCUGCCUUUGGAAAGGUUUAGAGGUUGUAUAUGAUGCAUAUAGAAUAAGCUGAAAAGCCGUAUGUGUUUAAUACGGGAAGAUGAAGUAUUAUGAGGACUAAAAAAAGGAUAACUCUAUGGUUAGUUCGUUUGUAUGGGGUUUAGGGUUUGGAGUUUGGAGUUUUCGCGUAGUGUAGGAAUCAACUAUUCCCGGAAAUUCUAGAACGACACUUCCAAAUUGCGUGGAGUGAAGGCCCAAUAUUAUCUAUCAACCAAUCCAAAGCCGGUUGACAGCCAGAAAUGGCAACCGGAGAUCGACUCAAUGAAACUAUGCGAUGUACGCACAGAGAAGUCAAGGGUUCGGAAGGUUUAACACGCUACUGCAUAGCAGGCUGUCAGGCUGUGAUGCUUUACGCAAUGCGAUCGAGAUAAGACUCCUGCACGAUGAGGUAAACACCCGUGUGCCAAGUUCCAAGAUUAUUUCGAUGCCACCGGGCUGGAACCUCUAGGCCAGACUGCCAAACUGACAAACAACUGCCGGUUUAUAGCUCAAAUGGCGCACCGUCGGGCUGGGUAAGGUGUCUUGUCUAUGCCGUAUUCGGUAGAUCCCCUUAGGUAUGGACGAGGAUAAUAUCAAGUUUCCCAAGUUGAUGUGACUUUGUGAUAGGAGAGAAAAUAGAAUUGGACGAAAUGAUGGCACUUGAGUAACGUCAAAAUCCCCGCUAUGUCCACUAUCCUUGUCCAUAGUCCCUGCCUUAGCCAGCCCUAGCUUAGCUAAUGGAGGGCCAUGAUGGUCCCUGCAUUUUAAACUUCA
Molecule: messenger RNA, 1678 nt
Organism: Annulohypoxylon truncatum
Lineage: Eukaryota; Fungi; Ascomycota; Sordariomycetes; Xylariales; Hypoxylaceae
Exons: 5
Coding region: 153-938 (261 amino acids)
Source: RefSeq, a predicted model, not a curated record